AUGGAAGGCGGCACUUUGAAUCCCAGGGCGUCCACGCUCGACUUCACGGUGGAUGGCCAACGCUUGCUGCCGGAGAACGCCACGACCGUGGCGCAGGGAGAGGGACGGCUGAUGUUGACGAAGGUCCCAGGCACCCUCUACGGGCUGUUGCUGCCACCCACUGGAGCUUCCAGGUUCUCGGCCUUGACGCGGGACGCCGACUUUGCUCCGCUCGGCUUCGCCUUGGUGUCCAUCUUCGGGCGCCGCGUCGCAGGUCCCAUCGAGGUGGGCUACCUGGCGACCUCGGACACGGGCGGCCUCUCCUCCCCCAGCGCCGUGGCCUAUGCCGCGCUGCCGGAGCCCUGCCUCUACGUGGUGGACACGGGGAACCAUCGGCUGCUGCAGCUGGAGGUCCAGGGGCUGCGCUACCGCACGCACUUUGGAGAGUCAGGCUUUGCGGGCUCCGACCUGGCACGGUUGAGCAGCCCGAGGGCGGUGGCGGUGGGCGAUGGCUACCGGGUCUACGUGUUGGAUACGGGCAACGGCAGGCUGUUGGUCCUGGCCACAGGCGACACCUUGGGACACCUCACGGCGCUGCAAAGCUUGUCGCUGCCCUUCGCUGCCACGGCCUUGACGCUGCUGCCGGGCGCCGGCCUAGGUGUCGCCCGCCUCUGGGCGGGGGGCCGCGGCGCGCGGCGCCUGGCGCGCUGGGACCUGACGCCGCCGGGCUUCUGGGCCGUGAGCGGCACCAGCACCGCUCAGGCCGUGGCGCCUCUGUACUUGGACGUGCGGCUGAGUGAUCUGCAACUGGACCUGGGAGCCGCUGGAGGCCUCUUGCUCACCGCCGCUCCGCUCCUCGCGUGGCAGCUGCCCCCGGGUCCGACCUCGACGCCGGCGGAGACGCCGGAGACGACGGGGGUGCCCCCGCUGUGCGAGGCCACGGUCGCCACGCGCAGUGGUGCGCGCAGUCCGCGGAGGAUCGACUGCGAGUUUCGAGGCGCAGGUCCGGGCCUACCGAGCCCUUCGGUCUUCCUCAAGGUCGAUCAUCUGGAUUCCACCGAGGAAAGCCGCAUUAGCCUGCGCUGCGCCACGCCGCAGGGCGGUGCCGCCCCCAACCUCUUUGACGUUAGCGGCUGGUGGAGUUUGGCCCUCGUGGUGCAAGGCGGCGUGGGGCGCAGCGUGCGCAGCCGGCUGCUGCCGGUCUGGCCGCAGCGCGACGGGGCGCUGCCGGUGGCGGUGACACCGCAACUGGCACGGCCACUGGUGCUGGUGCCCGUGGGAGGCGAGGUGCAGCUGGGGCUGGACCUGACCGUGCGUGCGGUGCUCACGCUGGGCGCGCUGCUGGUGGGCAGCAGCCGUUUGCCUGGACACGUGGCGCUGCAACUGCCCGAGGGACUCCAGCUCCUGUCGGCCGACGGCUGCAGCGCGACCGGAUGCUGCAGCUGCCACGUGCCGCUGGACGCCUCGGCCGUGCGGCUGCAGGCCGAUGGUUUGUAUCCGCUCACCCUGCAGCUCCGGGCGCCGCAUGCGCCGGUGCCGACGACCUGGCGCCUGGAGUUGCACAGCGCCGGGCCCUGGCAGGUGUCCGGUGUCACUGAGAGCGUGGGGGUCAAGUUCACCUUCGGGAGACUCAUCCCGAGCACUUGGAGCCACUUCCCCGUGCUGCAUGCCACACCCCCCAUCUUGGGGGAUACGCUGCUGGUCGUCACUUUCAGGCCGUACACCUCGGGCGCCGGUCACGUGGUCCUGGUCGGGCCAGAGACCGCAGUCCUCCGCUGCCGGCGGCUGGCGCUGCGGGCGCUGAGUGAGGCGCCAGGCCCGCCCUCCGAGUGGCGCUGCUGGGCGCCGCGCGAGCGCUACGUGGAGAUCACCGUGCUGCCAGAGGAGUUCUCGCCGGCCGUGACCUAUCGCUUGGAACUGGAAGUGCAGCAUCUCCCCGGCUCUUGGGUGCCGGACGAAGAGGACCAGGCGUCGCUCUUCGGCAACGCGUCGGAGGCCACGCCCUGGUGGAGGUUGAGCUUCGAGGACGUGAACCACACGCGGCUCGCCACGGCGCGGUGGAUCCCAGGGUAUCCGCUCUGGCCAGAGACCUUCGACCUGGCGUUGGACUACCUGAACCUUCCUCUCUCCUUGUCUCCAGGUGCCAAGUCCACCUUAGCCGUGACCAUCUCCUCGUUCCAGGCCUUGGGGCUGCCGGUCUACGUGCGGCUGUAUGCCCCUGAGCAAGUGAGCCUCCUAUGCCGGGAAGGCGCUGUGGUCUUGUGGCCCAGCCGCUUCACGGCAGCGCCCACGGCGCACGCCACGUGCCGAGGCAUUGGCACCUUGGAGCUGGUCAUCUGGGAGGCGCUGGCGCCGGACACGAACUACAGUUUCCAGGCCACCGUCACCUUGCCGAACAGCACGAACCUCUCGAUCGAUUGGUGGUACGUGACCUUGGAGGCAGCCGGCGUGCGCUUGGGCGCUUCGGCACCUCAACGGCCCAUCGUGGUACCGGAGGCCAUCCAGGCGGAGGAGGACUCCGACGUUGUGACGACCAGCUCCGCCGCGGACGAAGACGCGCCUGCCGCGGACGCGACGGAGGCCGCGGACGCCACGGUGUCAGAGCUCCGUGUGGAGCGCCUCGUGGUGCACGAGGCAGAGAAUGAGACCACGCUGGGGCCAUGGCUUUUGCAGCAGACUUGGGCGGAGACCCACGAGCUCUUGGCCUUGGAGAUUCUGCAGAUCCAAGUGGAUGGCGUGCCCCUGGGCGCCGUGCUCUCUGCCGGCGGCUCGCUGAAGCUCCACGCGCCACCAGGUUUCACGUUCCCCUCCCCCUUUGACGCCGCGAGCGUCCGCGCGCUGGGCCUGGCGCCCACGCGCAGCCGCGUGGAGGGCAACGGCACUGCAACGGUGCUGCACUUUCAAGACGAUGUGGAGAGCGUGGCCAUGGAUGUCUCCGUGGCCGUGCGCUGGGCUCCUCCGGAAGAGGAAGCCGUCGAGCCUUGGAGGCUGGAGCUUUGGUCGGCCUCUGGGAAGCUUUUGGCGGCACAAGGAAACAUCGGCAGCUUCGAUCGUACUGUGCCCUUCCGACGGCUCUGGGUGACCUCCGACGUCCACGUGCCCGGCGCCAGCUUCGAGGUGGCCGUGUUCUUUGCCAUGCCAGCGGUCGAAGGCGCCCGCAGCCUGCGCCUGGAAGCGCCGCCGCUGCUCUCCUUCGCCUGCGCCGCCACGGCCGCGACGACGCCCGCGGUGGCGUCCGGAGUGGCAGGCUCCUUGCAGGAUGACGUGAUCACAGCAGCCGCGGCGCGGCCGCUGCCGCCGGGGAGCUGCGUGGCCAGUCAGAACGUCCUCACCCUUCACCUGCUCAGCGCCCUGCAGCCGGCAGCCGUCUACGGCUUCCCGGCCCUCGCGCGGCAUGGAGCGACGCGGGAGGCGCCUGAAGUCACAGCGGAACGCGUGUGGUUUGGUGCCCUGGCGUCCUCAGCAGCCGCCGGGAGUCGCAGGAUUUCGUCCUCGGCCUCGAUGGUGCGUUUGAAGGCGCGGGAACUGACCCCGGUGUGGCUCCACUGCCCACGGCCUUACUACGGACAGGAGUCACUGCUCUUCGUGAUCUUCGCCGUGGGCUCGCAAGCCUUUCCAAGCUCCAAGCUUCGCCUCUCUUGGCAGACUCCGUCCUCUUCUCCGAGCCAUCGCUUCAUGAGCUGCUUUUGGCAGCAGUCGCUGCUGCGCCGGCAGCAGUGGCGAAGUCCUUGGGAUCUCACACAGGUGCCUGCAGUUCUGGAAGAAGAGGGCACGACCGCGUCGACCGCGGACUCCUUGCUGCUGGCGAGCUUCGAAGGUUGUACUGGAGGGGAGGAGCAAGUGACCUUGAGCCUCGAGGCACCCCUCGCCCCGCUGAAGAGCUAUCUCUUACAGCUCGCCGUGGCGCACGGGCCGGAGGCGGAGAAUGCGACGGAGGCGGAGACGCUCUUGACCUUGGAGGUCCUCGAAGACUCCCAAGGUCUGCCGCGCGCCUUGGCGCGCUCCGCGGACCUGCGGACCUACGCCUUGGCGGAGGAGAUGACGCUCACUCGCUGGAGCUACAGCAGUGCCUUCCGCUCUGCUGAGAACUCUUUGGACUUGGAAUUUCAGCCGAGCAAGACCACGAGUGAGAGUCAGGCGACGAUGUUGGGCUUCCUGUUGCAGGCGCCACCCACCUUCCUCUUCACGCAGAAGUCCUGUGAAGAGUUGGUCUUGCAACGUAGCGAACGGGUGGAGAACCUGCAGCUAGGACGCGUGGAGAGCAAAGCGCUCUUCUUGCAGGGCAUGCCUCUCUGCGAGGUGCUUCCGUCCCCAUGGCUCUUUGAAGGCGGCUACUACCAACAUCAGCUCACGGUCUAUUUGCCUCCACUGGUGGGAUUCCGUCAGGACUUCAGGUACCGCGUGAAGGUGUCGGUUCUGAAUCCCCCCUUGCCCUUGGACGACCCCGUGAUGAAGCGCUUUUUGCGGGAGAAGACCUCGCCCAAGUUCUCGCGGUCCUCUUACUUGGCACCAGCCCUGCAGACCUGGCGCCUCAGCACCUUCCUUUGGUUCUCCGGCGAUCGGGGCACAGGUGAAGUGCCCUACAGCCUCAAUCAGAAAGGCCCCCUGGGCCGCCCGGGAGGCCUCCGCAAGUUGGAGGAGGUCGCCUGGAAAGGCUUCGAGAUCCUCACCUAGUUCACGACCUGUGCCACCUGUGCCUCCUGAUCCCGAGCUCUUGUGCCAUCCCUGCGACUCCGCGCCGCCCGCGCGGCGGCGCCGUCCGCGCGGCCCGCUCCGUCUGCGACGUGGCGGCGAGGUGGUGCGCUCGCGUGGUGCGCUGCUAGGCGCGUGCCCUCGCCGUGCCUGCUUGCCGCACUGAGAACGACGAGCUGCUAGGAUCCUCCAGCUGCUCGUGGUGCUUUUGCUGCGGAUUCCGACGGUCGCACUCGCUGCGAUUCACGUCGCCCGCAAGGCCAAGACGCGGACGCAAUGCCCAACGCAUCUGAAGCAGAAUCAAUGAGAUCAAAAGGGGAACAGCGCCCCGAACUGAAAACACAACACCGAUGGCACUGGCAUCGAAC
Molecule: messenger RNA, 5039 nt
Organism: Durusdinium trenchii
Lineage: Eukaryota; Dinophyceae; Suessiales; Symbiodiniaceae
Source: the annotation of a GenBank genome assembly